GGAAACAAGAGUGGGCAUCCGCUGCGCUGCUGCACGAAGAAGAAAGUUCGAGGAAAGAUGCACGACGAGGAGGAUGGCAGCGACGCAAACUCGUGCUCGUCUGCUCGGAUCGUCUCCUCCCGGUCUGUGGAUGUGGCGGAAGUCGAGGGGGCGAAGGAGCAGGCCUCCAAACUGUGCGGCUACUUGAACAAACUGUCCGGCAAGGGGCCACUGAGGGGGUACAAGCCGAGGUGGUUCGUGUAUGAUCCAAGAAAAUGUUACUUGUAUUACUUCAAGACUCAACAGGACGCCCUGCCGCUCGGACACAUCGAGAUUGGCGACGCAUGCUUCAGCUACGAUGUGGAGGGGGAAGAGGGUCAGUUUGAGAUCCGCACUGCCGGAAAGGAGUUUUUACUCAAGGCUCCCAGCAGACAGGUGAUGCAUUACUGGCUGCAGCAGCUCCAGCAGAAACGCUGGGAGUUCAGCAACACCCGAGGGUCCUGUCAGAGAGACAGCUGGAGCUCCCCGACCCUUGCGUGCCCACCUACAGGCCUCGUAGGCAAAGACAACGAUUUGUUAGCCCUCGAGAAGCUAAGCAGCAGCCUGGAGAACAUCCGCAGUGACUUUGCCAUGGAGGCAGAAUCAGACGGCGUGGGAAACGUGGGGAUCCAGUCUUCCAGAGGGCCAUCAGCUGUGUCUGCAAACACCCUCAACUUCUCCCUCAAAAACUUUGGUACAGAACUCAGGAACUCCAUGUCAAUGCUGCGGCCAGGGAGAGGUGGAGAGAGCAGGCGCAGCGUGUUUUACACUGGCAACAGCAGCACGGAGGAGUGGGAGCUGGUGGACGCUCCACCCAAGGACUUCCCUGAAGUGAAACAUCAUCCAGACACACACAGACAUUCCUUCGGAUCAGCAUUUACUUUCGACUUUGUGCGCAACUCUUCCCGGCCUCGGAGGCCUUUGCUUCGUGACAUGAUGGGCUCUGGGAGGUUUGGACGAAGUGCAGAGACACGCAGUGCUGAGAGCUCUCCCAUUGAGACCAAUGGGGGCAAAGCUAUUGAGAUGCAGCUCCGCCUACAGAGCCAGCAGGAAGAACUGAGCCGCAUGCAGCAGGAUCAGACCAAACUCAGAGAGGAGCUGGCCAGUCAGAAGGAACUGGUGAGACUCCUGCAGCAAACCCUAAGAACAUCCCAGUGUGACAGGCAGCCAUUUCAGCGUCCCUCCACAGCUCCAGAUCCCGCUGCAGCAUCAGAACAGACUCCAAGUUCAGCAGUGACCCAGGAAGAGAUCAGCCAGUCUGAGGUUCUUCUUCAGGAGAAAGAUGGACAGAUCCAGGCUCUGUGUGGUCACAUGGAACGCCUGGCUCUGGAGAAGGAGAGCCUGCAACAAGAGCUGAAGGGCCUGAAAAUAAAGGUGGGGGAGAUCAACGAUCAGCUGGGGAUGCUGAUGGAGACGAUCCAGGCCAAGGACGAAGUUAUUAUGAAGCUGUCUCAGAACAGUGAGCAGAGCGGCAAUCCAAACGAUGGAGGUCCAACAUCUCCCAACAAAGAUCAGGAGCUCGACAUCCUCAAGGACAGUCUGCAAGGCUACAAAACCCAGAAUAAAUUCCUGAACAAAGAGAUCCUGGAGCUGACAGUCUUACGCAGGAAUGCAGAAAGUAGAGAAAAAGCCUUAGAAGCGAAGUACACGGCCCUGGAAGCCAAGCUGUGUCAGGUGGAGAGCAAGUAUCUGGUGCUGCUUCAAGAGGUGAAGACCCCGGUGUGUUCGUCUUCAGAGCUAAGCCCAGCCCGCGAGGUGAUUUCAAGGUUGUUAGAGGAUGCACUGCAGGCUGAAAGCCCUGAUCAGCAGGACCAUCCCAUCUUUAAACCAAAUACUGUCAGUGAGUACGAUGUGUACGGCUUCAAGACGGUCCCUGAGGAGGAGGAAGAGGAAGAGAAGCUGGUUGCAAAAGUGCGAGCCCUGGAGCUCAAGUCUCUCUCCAUGACAGACCAGGAGGUUUCAGUUGGGGUGAAGUGGGAAAACUACCUGGCUAGCACCAUGAACAGAGACCUGGUGCGCUCCCCUGAGCUCAAAACCCUCAUCCGCAGCGGUGUUCCUCAUGAGCACCGCUCCAAGGUGUGGCGAUGGUGCGUCUCCAUCCACGUCAAGAAGUUUCGGGACCACCUGGCACCUGACUAUUAUGAGACCUUACUAAAUGUAGCCCGUGACAAGCCCAACCCGGCCUCUAAGCAGAUUGAGUUGGAUUUGCUGCGUACUUUGCCAAACAACAAGCACUAUGCCUCCACAAGUGCAGGCGGCAUCCAGAAACUUAGGAAUGUCCUGAUGGCUUUCUCCUGGAGGAAUCCAGACAUUGGGUACUGCCAAGGGCUCAACAGGCUGGCAGCUAUUGCUCUGCUGUAUCUGGACCAAGAGGAUGCCUUCUGGUGCCUCAUAGCCAUCGUGGAGGUCUUCAUGCCAAGAGACUAUUACACCAAGACUCUCCUCGGCUCACAGGUCGACCAGCGAGUGUUCAAGGACCUGAUGAGUGAGAAGCUCCCCCGGCUUCAUGCCCACUUUGAGCAGUACAAGGUCGACUUCUCCCUCAUCACCUUCAACUGGUUCCUGGUGGUGUUUGUGGACAGUGUUGUGAGCGACAUCCUCUUUAAGAUCUGGGACGCCUUUCUGUUUGAAGGUCCAAAGAUCAUAUUUCGGUUUGCCCUCGCUCUCUUUAAGUACAAAGAGGAAGAGUUUUUGAAGCUGCAAGACUCCACAGCCAUCUUUAAAUAUCUGAGAUACUUCACACGCACAAUCCUGGACUCAAGGAAGCUGAUGAACAUCGCUUUUGUGGACAUGAACCCGUUCCCCAUGCGGCAAAUCCAGAACCGCCGCUCCUUCCACCUGGAGAAAGUCCGCCUGGAGCUGACCGAGCUGGAGGCCAUCAGACAGACCUUCCUCAGGGAGAGAGAGACGAGCCAGGAUGGACGGAGCUUCGUCAGUGACGAUGAGGAAGAUAACUAACCUGAAGCAUUUCAACAUUUCCAGGUCUAAGAGCGAGGACUACACGAGGGAUGUGUUGAAAUUGUAAAAGGGAUUUCUUCCAGAACGGAUUGCUGGAUUUGUUCACCGAUCAGAGCUGGAACAAUCAGUUUUCUAUAGAAUUUUGGAUUAGUAUCAUAUAAGAAGACCAAAACAUCAAAGCUGAAUGGCUUUUUGUCAGUAUUCCUGUCUUUUCUGUAAACACUUUCUUUAUUUUAUGCUUUUGUGUUGAUGUGACAGCCAAAAUAGUUCACUUUAUCUACAUCUUUUUGACCUCUGAUUUAAAACUACACUCUUACAGUCCAAAUCAGUAUUUCAAAAUAAAAGCAUGGCUGUGAGAUGGCGAUUUUAUGCUUGUCGAAGGAUUGAUUGUAUGUUUUUCAUGAUUCAGGUUUUUCUGCUUUAUCUGCAUACAGUUCUUCUGAAAUGUUCUAUAUUUCCUUUUUAGUUUUUAGUAUUUUGCCGACCUCCUGUGUUUGCUCCCUUUGUGUCUCGAUGCACUUAAAUCAUUUAUGCUGCGACUCAAUUUCUCUUGAACCUACAGUUCAAGUCUUAGAGCCAUAUAAGUCACCUGACAUCAAACAUGGUUAUCAUUCCAGUUUAAAUAAGUGUCUGUGGUCCAGAUAAAUACAAUAAGACCAAAAAUAGAAUUUCCUAUUGCACUGUUGUCCCAUUUUUAUUGAAGAAUUUUCAAGACGUUUUUUUAAUUUUAGGAUUCAUUUAUAACAAGCAGAUUCACACUGCGUCAGUGUGGCCUCUUUUCAACAAUAUUGGUUAUCCCACAGUUUUUCUUGACCUCAGUGCCACUUAAACGUCCCCAAAAACUUUUAUCUGAAAAGUGGAUUAGCAUCUACACUUGUACUUAAAGACAUGUACCAGCCUGGUGUCUGGUUUGAAGUAUAAUUGAAAAUUUCCACGUCACUCCACUUUGACUUUGUAACCGUUUAAAAAUGUGACAUCUUAAUGUCCUUAUCAUAUCUCCACACUUCUACUGUGAAGUAUUAUUGUUUUGUUUUUCUGUUUCAGAGGUUUUAUUUCCUAAAAUACAGAAGUCCUAAGUGGACAUGCAUCUAAACAUUUUAUUUUAUUCACUAAACUUGAUAAUCUGACUAAACCUAAACUGAUAACAAGCAAAUUUAAAACUAUUCUCUAAAGAUUUUGACGUAUUUUCCCUGUUUAAUUUGGGUAGUAAAACUGGUUUGUUACCUGAUUUUAAGUUAAUUGAUCUUGGAAAAACAAAAAAGCAACAAGUAACUCAUUAUCAGAGGAGAGUCAGGGUUGAGAUAACAAGAUAGAUGUCAAGAUCCCAAGAAAACAACCAAAAUGUAAUUAAACGGAUGAACAGAGUAAAAUAUUUUGUAUAUAUGUGUGUCCACUUUGGGUUUCCGUACUAAAAGGAUGAAUUUGAAAGAUUUUUUCAGUUCUUACAUUUCAUUAUGCUGGUAUUAAUAUUUUGAGCCCUCUGUGAUGUAAUUGCAUGUGUCGUCCUCAGUGUGGCAGUGUUGCAUUUCUUCAGCGCUAACAGCAGUGCAGGUACCCUCCACACUGUGGGAUUUCCACUGUUUUUUUUUCUUUCUGUUUUCAGCAUUGGAGAUGAAGACUGGUUGUAUGACUGCGGGGAAAAGAUGUGAUGUUUUUUUUAAAGUAGAAUUGCUGGACAUGUGUAAUGACAUUUCUGUUAUCCAAACCUUGGUACUUCUUGUGUCAGUUUACUUUUAAGGAUUGUGACCACAUUCCGUAUUGUUUUUGAUUAACAGUUCCUACCAUUUAAAAGUCUUUUCGUAAAGAUGUUUCAGACUGGUUCAACAAACAGAUCAAACUAGACUGUUGUAUUGAAGAACAAGUUUCUUGCUUUUCCCUCUCUUGUAUGCUGAUUUGUUUUUCUCAAUUUGUUGUAAGUUUUAAUCCCCUGAGGAUUAAUUGUACAUGUAACUAUUGACAGAUUUUGCGCCUUAAGUAAAAGAGAAAAAGUUCACUUCUUUGUUACAGUAUUGCCUGCAAAGGCCUCUCCCUGAACGUUUGUGACUCUCUCACUGAACUUGUGAACAAACGGCAGAAUUGCAAAUGUUUCAAUGAAAGAAGUGUGCAGAACUGAAAAAAAAAAUUCCUGUAUCUUAGGAGAGCAGGUCUCUCCGGAGAACAAAAUCUGAUUUUAAAUAAUUAUUUUUUAAUCCAUUUGCUCUGUCAAACUGCUCAUAUGGCCACUUUCUGUGUCUUUUAAUACACGGCGUCUUUCUGUUGAUAUUGGCUGUUUGUAGAAACUUUAUAUUGAAUAAGCUACAUUUAAUUCCAUCAUAUUUUAUUUCAUUUUUCUCCUUUACAGCAGUGUAUUGCACAAGUGAUGUGUCCAAUAUAUAUGAUAGGCACUUCUUUUUCUUGUGUGUAAAUCUCUGUGUUCAUUGUUAAUCUGUAUCAGUUGCUCAUGCCAAAAUGCUAAGCUUUUAUUUUACAGCAUUGAAUAUAUGCCACUGUGUUUUAUAAUUAUGCAAGAUGAAAGAUUCAAAAUUCACUUGAUUCUGAGUGCCUUCUGUCCCAUGCGCAGGCGUUUAUAAGCAACAAGGAAAAAAGCUUGAAUCUUUGUAUACAGAGGCUCAAAGAAGACAUGCAUUCAUACAUGUUCUCAGUAUUCCAGUGCCAAUGACUUUUUCCUCUGGAGAUCAUUUCUAAUUUAUCUCAUUAUCUUGG
Messenger RNA from Cheilinus undulatus (humphead wrasse), 5679 nucleotides. It is a transcript of the gene tbc1d2b, whose product is annotated as TBC1 domain family, member 2B. Bases 58 to 2976 code for a protein of 972 amino acids. NCBI's taxonomy places the organism in Eukaryota, Metazoa, Chordata, Actinopteri, Labriformes, Labridae. The transcript has 13 exons. The record is from RefSeq and is a predicted model, not a curated record.